Phytomonas sp. Hart1 is the source of this 758-nucleotide messenger RNA. The record is from the annotation of a GenBank genome assembly. Lineage: Eukaryota; Euglenozoa; Kinetoplastea; Trypanosomatida; Trypanosomatidae.
GUUUAUGAUAUAGAAAUACAGAAGAUAUUUUACACAUAAACGAUAAGAAUAAACCUGAGAUAAAUAUAUCAAUCAAUUUCUUCCAUUUUUGCCUUUAUAUGUUAUCUUGAUUUUAUUUUAGGAAAGCCCGAAAUGUGUAUGUUCUGAUCUAACACAAUACUACAGCUGCUAUUUAAGUUGAAUGAUUACAUCGUGUGGAAUCACAUGCAGUACUUAUUUGAUUGUUUCAAAGAUGCUACUAUGGGCCAGUCUGUAUGUUUGUGGGAUCAAGUAGAAGCCAUUGAGAAAAGUUGAGACUGUGUUUGUGGGUAGCAUUUUUAAUCUGAGGAUAGUGUUAAAUCCCUUUUCAACAAGAAAUCUGAAUGCGGUAGGGAUCGUUAGAGUGUUCAAAAGGGAGAGAGGGGUAUGUUGUCCAAUCCAUGGUGCCUGAUAUUCCGUCCCCACUGCGGUUGCCAGAUCAACUGUUGAUGCUUUAAGGGUAUAUCUUUAAACUCAUGAUGACGGCUCCAAUGAGUCAAUUUCUAUCCUGCCGCUUUCUGUAUUGCAAAAGAAGUUUUCGAAAAUUAUCAAAUAUCCCAGAAUACACGUUUAUGAUACCCUGUGGGUGGAGGGUUAUUCUCUUGGAGUUGCUGGAACAUACCAGGGAGCCAAGGCUUUUUGUUAUUCACCAUUUUCUAUAAUUCAAGCACAAUUCCAGCAAGCAAAACUCAUCGUAGGUAAGAUUUAAAUGGGAUAAAUACUUUGGUGUCAAUGUUAAA